Messenger RNA from Phacochoerus africanus (Common warthog), 1126 nucleotides. Its product is annotated as olfactory receptor 4M1. NCBI's taxonomy places the organism in Eukaryota, Metazoa, Chordata, Mammalia, Artiodactyla, Suidae. The transcript has a single exon. Gene Ontology annotation, biological process: G protein-coupled receptor signaling pathway. Gene Ontology annotation, molecular function: olfactory receptor activity; G protein-coupled receptor activity. The record is from RefSeq and is a predicted model, not a curated record. The coding region runs from base 98 to 1039 and encodes 313 amino acids. Gene Ontology annotation, cellular component: membrane.
UUUUUAAAGCAGUGAUAGAACUCUGAUUUAAUUCUAUUUGGAGUAAUUACAAUUUCUUUAUUUUUUUCAUAGCUAUAAUAAGAAAGAAAGUGAAGAAAUGGAACCAGAAAAUUACACCAGUGUGUCAGAAUUUGUUCUCACUGGCCUAUCCCAGACUCGGGAGGUGCAACUGGUCCUGUUUGUUAUAUUUCUGUCCUUCUAUUUGUUCAUCCUUCCAGGAAAUAUUCUUAUUAUUUGCACCAUCAGGCUUGACCCCCAUCUGACAUCACCCAUGUAUUUCCUGUUGGCCAAUCUGGCCUUCCUUGACAUUUGGUACUCCUCCAUCACAGCCCCUAAAAUGCUCGUAGACUUCUUUGUGGAAAGGAAGAUCAUUUCCUUUGGGGGGUGCAUUGCUCAGCUCUUCUUCCUGCAUUUUGUUGGGGCCUCAGAGAUGUUUCUGCUCACAGUGAUGGCCUUUGAUCGCUAUGCUGCUAUCUGCCGCCCCCUCCACUAUGCUACCAUCAUGAACCGACGUCUCUGCUAUAUUCUGGUGGCUUUCUCCUGGAUGGGGGGCUUCAUUCACUCUAUAAUCCAGGUGGCUCUCAUUGUUCGACUUCCCUUCUGUGGGCCCAAAGAGUUAGAUAGUUACUUCUGUGACAUAACGCAGAUUGUCCGGAUUGCCUGUGCCAACACCUUCCCGGAGGAGUUAGUGAUGAUCUUUAGCAGCGGCUUGAUCUCCGUGGUGUGUUUCAUUGCUCUCCUCAUGUCCUAUGCCUUCCUCCUGGCCAUGCUCAAGAAGCACUCAGGUUCAGGUGAGAGUACGAGCCGGGCCACGUCCACCUGCUACUCCCACAUAACCAUUGUGGUGCUAAUGUUUGGGCCGUCCAUUUACAUUUAUGCUCGCCCCUUUGACUCAUUUUCCCUAGACAAAGUGGUGUCUGUGUUCCAUACUGUGAUAUUCCCUUUACUUAAUCCUAUCAUCUACACAUUGCGAAACAAGGAAGUCAAGACAGCCAUGAGGAAGCUGAUCAACAGAUACAUUUUAUAUAAAGAGAAGUGAAAGAUAAACUGUAUAUUCUGUAGUCCUUCUGAGGGUCACUGUCCUAAAGUAGGAAGCAUUUGCAGUAAUAUUGCUGCUUUCACUACC